Molecule: messenger RNA, 3381 nt
Organism: Orbicella faveolata
Lineage: Eukaryota; Metazoa; Cnidaria; Anthozoa; Scleractinia; Merulinidae
Product: sorting nexin-25-like
Cellular component (GO): intracellular membrane-bounded organelle
Molecular function (GO): phosphatidylinositol binding
Source: RefSeq, a predicted model, not a curated record
UUGAAGGCUCAAGAUUGCGGUGUUUUCGUUGGAAAUCUGUCGGAAACCGCUCGAGCGGCAGCAGAAAUGAAGAAAUCUCUUCAAGAAAAGUGGAAGACAAUUUGAAAAAAUUCUUCUGAGGCGUGCAAAUGGUGCAAGCGUACUACAUUGGAGGCGUUAUUCUCCUGUUCGCUGUGUUGUGGCAAGUGGGGUUUCUCCAAGCGCUCUCCUCGACAAUAUGGGAUUGUUUUGUGGCACUGUUGGGAAUUUUCUCGGGCAUUAUGCUGUACCUUCUCUCUGGGAAACAGCGAAAUCCUUCAACACCGAGGCCAUCGAAGAGAGUUGACACUGUGACAAGUUUUCUUGCCAAGUUAACUCGAAGCCAGACUCACAAACCGUACAAGCAUAAAACUGUAAUCUCACGGCCGGUCGACAAGACCAUCCAAGGGGUGUUUGAUUACUUUAUCCGCGAUUUUUGCCUUUCGUGGUUUCGUGACAUGGGAAAAGACGAAACUGCUUUCGUUGAUUUGUUGACUGAAGAACUCUGGGUUGUAACGGCCAAUGUCGUGGAGAGACUAAAAUGUAUCGAUACUGUAAAGUUCGUUUCCAACGAUGUGGUUGAAAUUCUCAGCAGACACUUUCAAAAGUUGCGACUUGCAGACACACGAAUCUCCUCGGACAAUGCCCUUCCUUUUGUCCUUCAUCCUUGCCUCACAAGCAGAACUGAAGAACUGGAAUAUCUACGGAAAGCUUCUGAGGUUUUACUCUACUGUCUUCUUCCACCAAAGAAUUCUCGUUGUUCCACUAUGCGGUAUCUUCUUCGAGAGAUUUUAGCUUUCUCUGUGUUUCAGCCUCUGGCUGACAUGCUCUGUGAUCCAGAUUAUAUCAACAAAACGCUUCUCGUGCACUUGGAGGCAAAAGAAGCUCUCACAGCUCAGCACAAACAAGGUUAUGCUUAUGCGGAAACAUACGAAGACUUCAUCAAAUUGAUCAGCACUUCAAACUCAGUAGAAGCUUUGAAGCAAAUCAGGUAUCACAUCAUUGCAGAAAUCAUGCAGGCAACUACGAUUAAUAACUUAAAAGGAAUUGACCAGUUUGGGCAAGAUGACAAGCAAGGAAAAGCACUGAGAAAGGAUGCGCGGCUAAGAGCUCGUAAUCUGAAGCGUUACAUCAAUCAGUGUACUGUGGCUAAAUCACAGUGUGAGCGACGUAUAAAGAUCCUAGGGGGUCCUGACUACACUAAUCAUGGUGGUACAGAAGUGAAACAGUCCGGGCAGGAGAAAGUGAAGCUGCCUCAAAAACUUUCAAAACCCCAAGCCAAAGUGUUGAGUUUCACUGACGUCAUGGAAAACAGCUUGGCAAGGAGUUUUUUCAUGAUGUUCCUUCAGAAUAAAACUGGAAGCAAAAAUAUGCUCAGUUUCUGGAUGGCAGUAGAGAACCUCAAGUUAGUAAAACACAAUGAACUACACAAGAGUGCACAGGAAAUAUACCAGGUAUAUGUUGUGCCGUCUUCAGACAAAUCUGUGAUGCUGGACACAACACUGAUCAGGGGAAUGGAGCAGUAUCUGCAGGGAACUCAUGGUCUCCAAGCAUUCUUUGAGGCACAAAAAAGGGCUUAUAAAAAUCUGGAGGAGAAGUUUUAUCGCAAGUUUGUGCUGAGUGAAGAAUACUUAAUGUUUGUGUGCCAGUCAGAAGCAGAAUUGGAUGACUUGCGUGCUCAAAGGAGGGAUGAAGAUGAUCUGGAUGUGGACACCACUGACGAUGACAGAGAUGAUGAUGAUGAUGAUGAUGAUGAUGAUGAUGAGGUUGAAGACAGUGAUUUAAGUGAUGGAACUCCAAAGCUUGCUCGCAAGCCAAGCACUGUGGAAGAGCGAAGUGACGCAAUUGUGAACAAGUUGGAAGUCCUAGAUCAAAGACUUGCUUUAAAGACACAGCAACUUGAACUUGAAAAGAGAAGUUAUGGAGCUGACGUAAAGGAAAUGGAGCUACUAAGAGAAAUUGAGAGGUUAAAAACUGAGAGAAGACAGCUGGAGUUCCAUGUGGAGAGAACAGGUACAGAAAACUCAACAAAAGUUUGUCAUUACAAUGUAAUUGAAGGCUUUCAUGCAAAAAGGGCAAAACUUUUCAAACUCCCACAUCAACUUUUUAUCAUGCAGUGGAAUCCAGAUGGUGAAAGGACAAUUCCUGUUUAUGCAAUUGUGGUUCACAGUGCUGCAGAAGAGCAUGAAGGCCUACCCCCAGGAGGAAAGCCAAACAAAGGAGAUGGGAAUUUCAAUUCAGAGGGAUGGGUUGUUACCAGGAGAUUCAGAGAUUUUGAGACUCUUCAUGUCAACUUGAAAGAGUGUUGUAGCUGGCUCACUCGUGAAUUGCCUGUACCUUCCAAGAAAUGGUACAAAUCCAUUGAUGAUGAGUUCUUAGAACGAUCAAGAAAAGCUUUGGAAGAGUACCUACAGACAUUGUUAGCAGAUGAAAAGCUGUGCUUGAGUGAAGAACUGUAUUCAUUUCUCAGCCCAAGCCCUGAGCAUCUCAAAAAGCAAAGUGAACCAACCAAGAAAGGGUUUUCCCUUUUGUCAGUGUUAAAAAGCUUACCUUUUGACAUUAUUCCUGCUGCUGAAGAAGCUGAUGAGGAAACUGGUCUUGAUCAAGAUGACAGUUCAAUGCGUAAAGAUUCCAUAGCUGAGCCAUUUUAUGGACUGAUUGGUGAAAUUUUUGAGCUAAAGGGAGUUUUCAAAUGGCUGCGGAGAACUUUAAUAGCAUUUGUACAAGUUACAUUUGGAGGUACCAUUAACAAAGAAAUUCACCGCAUGGUGGAGUGGCUUGUAUCAGAAUCAAUGGUGAUGUACUACAUUCACCUGUUCCGCGACUCAAUGUGGCCUGGAGGAGAACUAGCUAAACCUGCGACGCCACGUACUGAAACAGAAAAACUUGAAACAAGCAGAAAAGCAAGACAAAAGCUUCUAAAGAACAUCCCAGAAGUUCUUCAGAAUCUGGUGGGAAAGAAAAACAGCAAACUUGGAACUCUGAAGGUGUUUGAGGCUUUUCAGGAUAUCAGAGUCACCAAACAUCUUUUCUAUAAUCUUUUUGAGCUUAUUCUAUUCACCCUUUGCCCAGAAGUCAUAUCUGAGGAUGUCAAACAGAGAGCAAGGAUCAUGAAAAAUAGGCAAGAAGCUUUGCCUGUUAACAAGCCCUCAUAAACACUCUCAAUUGAGCAUAAUUAGGCUUUAAGAAAUAACUGUUAUAUGUAUUUGUAAUAUACAUAGUACCCUGCACAUGCUCUGAUUGGUUAAAAACCCAUGUUUUGUCAGAGUGUAAAACAUAGGAAAAGUGUGUUUUACUGUUUUGCUCGUAUAAAAUCUAUAUCAUAAAGCAAAUGAAGAAGCCUAAGCCAUGUAUUACACUGUG